This is a messenger RNA of Lachancea mirantina, 486 nucleotides long. Lineage: Eukaryota; Fungi; Ascomycota; Saccharomycetes; Saccharomycetales; Saccharomycetaceae. The record is from the annotation of a GenBank genome assembly.
AUGGAUGGCGCUAAUAAGGGAGAAAUACCCGAUGGUCAUUCGGUUAUCAAGAGACUCCAAAGCGAGUUGGUGCAGUUGAUGAUGUCUCCGACACCAGGUUUAAGUGCGUUUCCAGAAAAUGAAGAUGAUCUUACGAGGUGGAUAGGAGUUAUCAGUGGUCCCGACGGAACACCUUACGAGGGACUGAGAUUCAAAAUAUCCUUCAAGUUCCCGCAAAGCUAUCCUUACACUCCUCCAAAGGUCGUGUUUGUUAGUCCAAUGUGGCACCCAAACGUCGACAUGAGUGGGAAUAUCUGUUUGGAUAUACUGAAAAACCAGUGGUCCGCCGUAUACAACGUUCAAACGAUUCUGUUGUCACUCCAAUCGCUGCUGGAGGAACCAAAUAAUAGCUCUCCAUUGAACGCGGUAGCAGCGGAACUGUGGGACAACGACAUGGACGAAUAUAAGAAAAAACUGUUAGCGCGCUAUGAGGAACUGGAAGACUAA